This is a messenger RNA of Moneuplotes crassus, 1345 nucleotides long. The record is from the annotation of a GenBank genome assembly. NCBI's taxonomy places the organism in Eukaryota, Ciliophora, Spirotrichea, Euplotida, Euplotidae.
UAUCUUUAUUUGCGUUCUGAUGCUGGUCCACUUUGCCUCGGCCAACAACCCAGGCUUGGUAGCUGUCAUUAAAAGAGACAUUAUUGACAAAGUGAGGGACCAAUACUUUGACAGUGUGUUCCAAGAGCUUGGCGAGCUCAAUAUUCCUGAUGUAGACGCAGGUGAUAUGAAGAUUACUCAAAUCAAAGCUGCCUUGAGUAAUGGCUCCCCAGAAAAUUUGAUCACCUCUUUCCAUAAUGAUAUUAACGCUGUUGGAGUUGAAUUGAAGGAGACUGUUAUGGAUGUAAACGUUAACUGGAAGUACAAGAAGACCAUCCUUUCUCUUUCCGGAACUGCUCAUGUUAAAGGAACUAUUCAAGACCUUGGUUUGAAUGUUGUAAUGAACAAAUUGGUAGAAGACCAAUACGCUAUCCCACAGAUCAACGUCCAAGAUGUAAAUGUUGGCAUGGACAAGUCUAAAUUUGACUUAAAUUUGAAGUGCUCUGGAUGCCCAGGAGAAGUUGAAAAAUGGAUCUCUGGUAUUAUGAAGGGACAACUUCUUGAUGAAAUCCAAAGUCAGAUUAGAGAUCAGGUACCAGCUCAAGCCAACACUAAAGGAAAUGAUAUUCUUAAGGAACAAUACCCAAGAUCCUACCCCUUAUAUAACAACAUUGCUAUUGCAACUGCUCUUACAGAUUCUAUCGAUGUGCAGGAUGAUCACUUAGAAAUCUUAUUGGACGGAACCUUCUUCCCACACGACCAAGGAUACAAGAGACCUUCUGAUGCUUCUGAGAUGCCUCACUACAACCCUAAUGAUCCCGGACACAUUAUGAUGUUCAUUAGCUCUUACUUGGUAGAUACUCUUUCUUCCACAAUUGGAGUUGAGAAACAGACUUAUGAUUUUACUAUUUUAGGAAUAUCUUAUCAGUUUUCAUUAGACCCUGCUGCUGGAAAAACCUCACUCUCUUUCGAAGACGGAGAUUUCAUCGUCCAGGCAGUGCCCACCAUCGUUGCUUCUGAUUACGGUGUAGGUAUCAGCAUUGGCGGAUCUGUAAAGUUAGAUCCAUCUAUCUCUGCAGGAGAUGAGACUAACAUGUUAUCUGUAACUCCUUCAGUGAAGGGGCUUACCCUAUCAAGCCUUCAGGUGAUCACACCUUCCCAGACUUAUGACCUGAGUAGUGUUGCUGAAUACGCUAAUGUUGUUGCUGAAGCCUUCUUGAACUGGCUUGUUGUUCCUACCAUCGGUGUGAAGAAGCAGGAGGUCCUGCCUCUUACCGUUGUUGAUAGCGAGCUCGACUUCCACAAGGACUACUCAGAAGUUGGCUUGAAGAUUGAAUUUGCUUAAGAUUUUAUGAGACUAAGGGAU